Molecule: messenger RNA, 492 nt
Organism: Talaromyces proteolyticus
Lineage: Eukaryota; Fungi; Ascomycota; Eurotiomycetes; Eurotiales; Trichocomaceae
Exons: 3
Coding region: 1-492 (163 amino acids)
Source: RefSeq, a predicted model, not a curated record
AUGAAAGGUCAAGAUUCAUCACCUUUUGACCAUGAAUUCUACAACUCCCUCGCCCAAUUACAACCAUCAUCUCAAUUUAAAUGGUAUCAAACCGCAAUUGUCGCUCUGGGAGCACUGAACUACCCGGAAGAAAUUCCUAAGCUAUACAGCCUCUUGUUAGAUAGGUAUAUUCCGAAAGGAAGUCGGUUAAAUGAGACGCGGAAGAUCAGGGAAGGGCUGACCAAACUAUGCGGGAUCAUGGGAGCUGCCAAAGCAGGGUCAAGUCUUCGUCAACUAGCGACUGCUAUUCCCCCGGAACUCAUAGAAUUAACACAUUACCGACAUCAUGGUGACGAAAUUCAAAGAGCUUCCGACACGCAAGAGAUGGCCAUUGAGCGAGGCCGAAACAUGCACUCCUUGAUUUACGACAACAUCCCGGAGUAUGACGAGCGCAAGACCUUGCAUGCAAGUCCUGAUUACUAUUACAUAGUGACCGGCAAGUUCGUCAAUUAA